Messenger RNA from Mizuhopecten yessoensis (Yesso scallop), 634 nucleotides. RefSeq lists its product as uncharacterized. The record is from RefSeq and is a predicted model, not a curated record. Bases 130 to 549 code for a protein of 139 amino acids. The transcript is spliced from 3 exons. Gene Ontology annotation, biological process: sleep; positive regulation of voltage-gated potassium channel activity; regulation of synaptic transmission, cholinergic. Lineage: Eukaryota; Metazoa; Mollusca; Bivalvia; Pectinida; Pectinidae.
UAAUUAGGUGUUUAACGCAUAGGUGUGCUAGUCCAGGUAUCGCACAGGGAGGUCCGUUAUAACGUUACUAUUUCUUGGAGGACGCGGAUUUUGUUUCCCUGGAGAACGCGGAUUUUGUUUUCCUGGAAAAUGCGGAUUUUGUUCACCGUUUUUAUCAUAUCUACAUUCUGGCGGAACAUCAGUACCACCAGUACGGUGUGUUGGGAGUGCACGUCUCUUGAUGAUGAAUGGUGUACGGAACAUUUUGUUGGGAAGGAUCUCUCCCCAUACACCGCCGAGACUGUCAACUGUACUGGAAGUUGUAUGAAACUUGUGGCCAUGGUGGAUAUCAAUAAAAGGUUCUAUGUAAGGACAUGUGACGUAACAGAUGGUGUUCCUGGCACGUGCCAAACCGGAAGUCAUGUGCUUGGAAUUCCAAGGAGUACGAUAUGCGUCUGUCCGACCGACCGAUGUAACAAGGCACCGAGACAACACAACGGACCGACAGACACCCUUAUUACACUUCUGUUUGAAAUUCAAAUAAUCAUUUUCUGGACCAACAAAACGUGACGGACUUUCAUGUUAUGUGAAAAUGUCUCAUAUAAAUGUGUUUAUUUAUAUUUUAUAACGUUGAACUAAAAUUUGUUUUCAUGAU